ACUCGUGGCCCCUCGUUAGCUCCCUUCCUCUUUAUCUACUUCCCUUCCAUUGCAUUUGCAUGCCUUUACAUUGCAAUUGAAAAGCAGCCUCCUACCACCCUCUCAAAGCAACCAACAAGCAAGAAGCCAGCCAGCCAGCCACAGCCAGCAAGCAAGAAGCCGGGAGCUAGCCGAGGAAGAAACUAGCAAGCAAGCAAGGUGGCUACGGCAACAAUGGCGGCGGACCUGGGGUUCGAGGAGACGGAGCUCCGGCUAGGCCUGCCCGGCGGCGGCGGAGGCGGCGGAGGGGGAGACGGCGAGGGGACAAGGAGCGCCUCCGGCAAGAGGGGCUUCGCCGAGACCAUCGACCUCAAGCUGAAGCUGGAGCCGGCGGCCGCGGCCGUCGUGGCGGAGGACGAGGAGGUCGAUGCGGCGGCGGAGGAGUCCUCGCCUGCCGGGAAGAUGAAGAGGUCCCCAAGCCAGAGCAGCGUCGUCACCGCCGCCGCCCAGCCCGACCCCGCCGAGAAGCCGCGCGCCCCCAAGGCUCAGGUGGUUGGAUGGCCGCCGGUGCGCUCGUUCCGGAAGAACAUCAUGUCCGUGCAGUCCGAGAAGGGCGCCGGCAGCAAGGACGCCACCGACGGCGACAAGUCCUCGCCGGCAGCCAGCGGCGGCGCCGCGUUCGUGAAGGUGAGCUUGGACGGCGCGCCGUACCUGCGCAAGGUUGACCUCAAGAUGUACAAGAGCUACCAGGAGCUGUCCAAGGCGCUCGAGAAGAUGUUCAGCUCCUUCACCAUUGGAAGCUGUGGGUCUCAAGGGAUGAACGGCAUGAACGAGAGCAAGCUGGUGGAUCUGCUCAACGGCUCCGAGUACGUGCCAACCUACGAGGACAAGGACGGCGACUGGAUGCUCGUCGGCGACGUCCCAUGGGAGAUGUUCGUCGAAUCGUGCAAGCGCCUUCGGAUCAUGAAGGGAUCAGAAGCCAUUGGCCUCGCACCAAGGGCCAUGGAGAAAUGCAAGAACAGAAGCUGAACACAUGGGUCACCAGAUGCAAGAACCAAAGUCUCUGUAGCUUUGCAGCUCUGCUCGUCUCUGUAUCAUACUCGUCCCUGUUCUCCAAGCCUGUACCUCCUGAUCAGUGAAGUCAUUUUGGUGUGUCAACUGUGCUAUCAGUUCCAGUGAGUCAGUCAGCCAGCCAGUCAGUCAGUCAGUGUUCAAGUCUCAUCUUGUCAUAUACAAAAGAGAGAAGCCAUGAACAUGUACCUGUCCUAUAACAAUGUCUUUUUGCUCUACCUGUUCUUUUUUUUUCCUUUUUGGGCACAAAAUGCAAAGGCACCCUGCUUCUAAUGAAUGGGCCCUUUUGCAUCUUGUCCACCAAAAGUUGUUUAAUUAUAUUGCCAUGGUGUGUCAAUGGAACAAAUAAUUGUUGCAAGCUGUUAAAAAAUGUAUUGUAUGAGCCUAUCUUUCUUUCUUUC
Setaria italica (foxtail millet) is the source of this 1451-nucleotide messenger RNA. RefSeq names its product auxin-responsive protein IAA30. NCBI's taxonomy places the organism in Eukaryota, Viridiplantae, Streptophyta, Magnoliopsida, Poales, Poaceae. The record is from RefSeq and is a predicted model, not a curated record. Gene Ontology annotation, biological process: regulation of DNA-templated transcription. Gene Ontology annotation, molecular function: protein binding. The coding region runs from base 214 to 1008 and encodes 264 amino acids. Gene Ontology annotation, cellular component: nucleus. The transcript is spliced from 5 exons.